AUGGAGUCUGAGACCCACCGGAGGUCCCCAGUGGCGGUAGUAACGACGCAGGCGUCUGCCCCAUCCACAGCGACCGGAGGAGGAGGAACGACCAAUGGAUCCUCGUCCACAGCUCCCAAGUGGUGGGGCAGAGGAGAAGGCGCCGGCGGUGACUCUCACACGGGAGCCGCCAGGAGCAAGACGACCAGCAGCAGCAGCAGCGCUGCAGGCGGGAAGGCCAAGCCCGCGGCGAGCACUGGCACUAGUGCGACCGCUGCGUCGCCGUCGCCGCCGUCCGCGGUGAUGUUCAGCGAGAUGGGGCAGGCGUCAAAGGACCUCUUCAGCAAGGGCUUCUCCACGGCGCAAGUGGUGGCGCUUUCUGCGGUGGCGCCUGGGAGCGUGUCGCUGACGACCAUGGUGACUAAGGUGCAGCAGCUCGUGAUGGGGCUUGUUACCGCCACGGUUCCGCUGCCGGGGGACGCGGUGUGCCAGGUGUCCGCGAGUUCUCUUGGGCAGAUCACGUCCCCACUCUUGCCUCGGCUCUUCUUCCCCUCCAACCACUACCACGCCGUGCAGACGAGCGUCAAGGUCCCGGAGAUGGCGCGUGGGCUUUCCGCGACAGUGGCAGCAGAGUUCCCUCCCCGCGCAGCUGCCUCCACCAUCUCCCUCGGCCCGCCCGUGAACACCAGCACUGCACCGAGCCUGCCGCAUGGUGUCACUCUCAUGCACCGCACGCAGUACUCUGCUGCGUCGGCCGGGACCACGUUCAGCACGCAACCCGUGCUCACGAGCAGCUUGGCGCUGGGUGGUGUUGGUGGCGGGGUGUGCGUGGGCGGCGAGGUGGCGUAUGAUACGGCUUCGCAGAACCUGAUCAAGUCGAAUGCGGCAGCCGCAUACCUCGACAUGCAAGUCCGGGAUGUGGUGCACCUGCAGUACGCUCAGGACGUGGAUGAGAAGCUGGCAGUGGGGCUGUACCUGCAGCGCGCACUCAAAGACUCCAGCAAAGACAACGUGGCGUAUGCACUCAAGUACCAGGUGGACGACAAGACCCAGCUCAAGGGGAAAUUCAACAGCAACGGGCUAUUCCACGGCUGGCUGCAGCACACCCUGGGAGGUGGGGCGACUAUGAGUGUAACAGCAGAGGUGGACACCAGCAAGGCAUUCAACAACGGUGCAGCUGGGCAGCAGCAGCAGCCGCAGGGAGGGGAGCAGAGGGACAAGGGCAUUGGGGCGACUAGGUUUGGGUUUAGCCUUUCCAUCGCCCAGUAG
Molecule: messenger RNA, 1248 nt
Organism: Closterium sp. NIES-65
Lineage: Eukaryota; Viridiplantae; Streptophyta; Zygnematophyceae; Desmidiales; Closteriaceae
Source: the annotation of a GenBank genome assembly